AUAGUCUGAGCCGUGUCUGGUGACGGUGCUGUCAAAGUGAAACUAGGCUAAGGGGGCGGGCAGGGGAUAUUUCAGGAGAAGCGGAGCGUCAGCUGUGCCACAUGUCACUGCUGUCCAGAGCAGGUCCGACAUUGGGAUUCAACUACAACACACUGCUGGAAUGGCAUCUCCCAGCAGCAUGUUGGCGGAGGAGCAGGUGCACUGUUCAAUCUGUCUGGAUGUGUUUACCAACCCCGUCUCCAUCCCAUGCGGACACAACUUCUGCAUGGCCUGCAUCGGCAGCUACUGGAAGUCCAGCGCUCUUUUCAUGUGCCCGAUGUGCAAAAAGACCUUCUUCAAGCAGCCCGACAUCAGCAUCAACACAGUGCUCCGAGAAAUCGCCGAGAAGUUCAAGGAAAUGAAAAGAAAUCCAAUUGUAAGUCUACAAAGCGCAACUCAACCGGACCCAACACCGAGCCCUGUGGAACUCCCCAUUGAGAUGCCUGAACUGAUUCCUCCGAACGCACCGUGGGCUCAGGAGGUGUCCUGCGACGUGUGCACUGGCCCUCAGAGACGGGCCGUGAAGUCCUGCUUGGUUUGUUUGACGUCGUAUUGCGAGGAGCAUCUGAAGACGCACACCGUACGCUUCACCAAACACAAGCUGAUCGAGCCCGUGCUGAAUCUGGAGGACCGCAUGUGUAAGAAGCACGAGCGGCUGCUGGAGCUCUUCUGUAAGAAGGAUCAGACCAUAGUGUGUGUGUUGUGCACAGAGAUGGAGCACAGGGCGCAUUACACUAUCCCCGUCGAGCGAGAGUGGGCCGAGAAGAAGGCAUUACUGAGGAAAACUGAAUCUGAAGUCCAGCAGAUGAUCCAGGACAGACUGAAGAAAGUUGAUGAGAUCAAACACUCCAUAGAGCUGAACAAAAGCGGCGCUCAGCGGGAGGUGGAGGACAGCAUGCAGGUGUUCUCAGACCUGAUCCGAGCGCUCCAGAAGGCUCAGGCCGAGCUGGUGCUGGACAUCGAGGAGAAGCAGAGGAAAACUGAGAGCAGAGCUAAUGAACAAAUCCAGGAGCUGGAGCAGGAGAUCACAGUGCUGAAGACCAGGAACGAGGAGUUAGAGUAUCUGUCACACACUGAGGACCACAUACACUUCCUGCAGAACUUUCCCUCAUUGAUGUCUCACCCACACACUAAAGACUGGUCUGAGAUCUGUGUGCAUGCGGAUCCGUGUGUCGGCACCAUCAGGAGAGCAGUGCUCAAACUGGAGGAGACUCUGACUGAAGAAGUGGAGAAGCUCGCAGAAGCAGAGCUGAGGAGGGUUCAGAAGUACUCAGUGGACGUGACCUUUGACCCGGACACGGCGAACCCUUGGCUCCAGCUGUCGGAGGAUGGUCAUCAGAUUCGUCACCUGGGCUCGUGGCAGGACCUACGGGAUGCUCCGGAGCGGUUCGAUACGGUGGUGAUCGCUCUGGGCCGGCAGGGCUUCUGUUCUGGCCGCCGCUACUGGGAGGUUCAGGUGGGCGAGAAGGACGACUGGUACCUGGGAGUUGCCCGCGGGUCUGUCAACAGAAAGGGCAGGAUCUCAGUGAGUACAACUCAGGGUUACUGGGCUCUAGCCAUGAAGAAGGGCCAGGAGUACAGGGUCUCGUCCUCUCCGCCACUGCUGGUGUCCGUCGAACAUAAACUGAAGAGAGUAGGCGUCUAUGUGGACUACGAGGAAGGACAGGUGUCGUUUUAUGACGUGCAGAACAAGAGUCACAUCUACACCUUCAUGGACACGUUUAAAGAAAAGCUCUUUCCGUUCUUCUACCUGUACUGCUGCGAUAAAGCCUCCGAUACCAUGAUCAUCUGCCCCGUUCAGGAGACGCCGCAUACUAAACAGUGCUGAGUACUCCCGCACAUUUAAAUACUGUAGUAAUAUAGAGCCGACGUCAGAAUCAUUAUUCCUUCAGCGACUGCUAUUUGAUGAGCAUGAAGAAAUAAAUAUGAGCAUAAAAAUAACCUAAAAACAACAAUAGUUGUGAAAGAGUGCAACAGAAAAACAUCACACAGAAAACAAAUUAAUUUUGAUAAAAUGAAAUGGAAUUCCUGAUAGUCCAUGACUUGACACAAAAACAAACAAACAAACAAACAAACAAACAAACAAACAAACAAAGUCCCUGACUUCUAAUGUUUGGAAUAAAAAAAAAAAAUUGUACGAUAUUCCAAAAUUUCUGUUGUUGGGAUUCUAUAGUUGCUAUGGCAACACAGCAACUACAGUAAUUGAUCUUUUGAGGUGUUUCUGCAGUUGCUAUGGUAACACAAAAACUACAGUAAUUGAUCUGUUGUGGUGAUUCUGCAGUUGCUAUGGUAACACAACAACAACUGCAAUCAUUUAUCUGAUGUGGUGAUUCUAUGGUUGCUAUGGUAACACAUCAACAACAACAACAGUAACUGGUCUGUUGUGGGGAUUCUGCAGUUGCUAUAGUAACACAGUAUUUGUAGUAAUAUAAACAUUUAACCUGAUAGGCUACUAUAGGGAAUAUUACACUCCAGUACACUUAACUGUAGUAAAAUCUAAAGUAUACUACUACAGUUUAUGAAUUGACUAUAGGUAUUACUACAGUAUGCUGAAGUAUUUAAUAAUGCUAAUUUUAUAUAGUAGGAGGUUCAAAAACACUAUUAGUAUUUACUAUGAAUUACUGUAGUAUUUUUUUAUGUGAGCUACUUUCUGUUUUUAAUGUGCUUCCACAUUAUAAUGCUCUCGGUUGUGACUGCAUGGCCACGAACUUCCAGCACCUGCAAAAUAAUGAAUUAUUAUCCUCCAUUUUUAUGCGUUUGUACUUGUAUGUAUAGAACUGAAUGUUGAAAUAAACAUGUAAAGCAGU
This is a messenger RNA of Danio rerio (zebrafish), 2846 nucleotides long. The record is from RefSeq and is a predicted model, not a curated record. NCBI's taxonomy places the organism in Eukaryota, Metazoa, Chordata, Actinopteri, Cypriniformes, Danionidae.